AGUUUGUGUGUUAUCGUAUGGCAAUUCGAUAUACAGGAAACAACGAUACUGAUCACGGAGGCAUAAGUUUAAUACACGGUGGUGGUUUUUUAUUGCAGCAGUACGUGUGCGACCAGUAUGUUCGGAUGGAAUCGAACAAUCUCAACUACGCCCGUAGAAAUCAGCAAGCGCUCCUCGCUGACGCUUAUCAAGGGCUGGUGGACCACGUCAACCAACAGCAUCACUUGGACGAGGCCAACCCGAUGGCUGUCGGCCGUAGAGUCAUUCUACCGUCGACGUUCGUCGGGAGUCCACGUUACAUGAAAGGAUGUUAUCACGACGCGAUGACUAUUGUGCGUAAGUACGGUAAACCUGAUCUGUUUAUAACUUUUACGUGCAAUCCUAGGUGGCCAGAAAUCACACAGAACGUCGGAAGAUGGUCUGCUCCAAACGACAGACCCGAUCUCAUAGCCCGGGUGUUCCACGCCAAACUCAAGGCCCUCAUGCGGGACAUAAUAGUAAAUCAAACGUGGACUGCCGCACGCGCACAUAUUGGUCAUCCUCGGCGAGGACAGCAAGUUGCAUACCGCCGAGGAUGUGGACAAUGUUGUGUGCGCUUCCUUGCCGGACCCGGCAACCGACAGGCGCCUGUUUGA
This is a messenger RNA of Rhopalosiphum padi (bird cherry-oat aphid), 635 nucleotides long. RefSeq lists its product as uncharacterized. The record is from RefSeq and is a predicted model, not a curated record. The transcript has 2 exons. The coding region runs from base 18 to 635 and encodes 205 amino acids. NCBI's taxonomy places the organism in Eukaryota, Metazoa, Arthropoda, Insecta, Hemiptera, Aphididae.